Aspergillus pseudotamarii is the source of this 2079-nucleotide messenger RNA. Its product is annotated as putative integral membrane protein Pth11-like. The record is from RefSeq and is a predicted model, not a curated record. Lineage: Eukaryota; Fungi; Ascomycota; Eurotiomycetes; Eurotiales; Aspergillaceae. The coding region runs from base 483 to 1994 and encodes 503 amino acids. The transcript is spliced from 3 exons.
ACGUAAGAGCAAGGCUCUAUAUACUUACCUAUCAGUUGAAUCUCUCCUCUCCCUCUUUUUUUUUUUCUCACUCGUUUCCCCUAUUAUCCUCGUUUGUUCUUCUGUCAACGACCACAAUCUAUACGAAGUCGGGUCUCUCUCCACCCGGAACGCCACCAGAUCAACAUCACUUUCCUUUCCCACCGUUACCACCCAUUUAAACGCCGGUUCCACCCGUUACUCUUUCCCGCGAGAUCGUCGCCUUUUAUAUUCCCCGGUUUUCCUUACGUUAUAUCUUCAUUCCCCACACUGAGCAACACUCUAAUCCGGGGAAACGCACGUGCAUGCUCAGGGUAGUUCGUCAUGAACAAUGUGAGUGCAACUAAAGGCACGACGUUGUUGAACUUACUCCAGGGACUUAUCCUCGGCGCGUUAUUAUUUGAUAACUUGGGCUGUUCUCACCUGUUUCCCACUGGCCCCUCUGCGGAGGUGGUUCAGCGGCCAUGACUGUGUUGGACACUCGUGGUCUAUACCCGGAAAUUCCCCCGAAUGCUCGAACGAAGGCCGACGAUAAUCCAACGCUCUUGGUGAGCUGGUGGGCCACCGGCUUCUCCCUGGCUAUCAUUGUGGUUCGAGUUUGUGGUCGCUAUGUUCGUAUCGAGCGCUUCUUUCGGGAGGAUAAGGUGAUGAUGCUUGCCAUUAUUCCCCUCUUGAUCCGCAUGGCUCUUGUACAUGUUAUCCUGAUCUGGGGGACCAAUAAUACGACGACAGUAGGGUUGACGGCAGAAGAGAUUCAGCAUCGGGUCGUUGGAAGCAGGUUGGUUCUGGUGUCUCGAAUUUGCUAUGCUAUUUUUAUCUGGACUGCCAAAUUUACCCCUUUCAACCAUUACUGGCAAGUGGUUCCGGAUCCAGGCCCCCAGUGUCGCUCCGGCUAUGCGAACCUGAUUACAAUGGGAGUAUGCGACGUGAUUACGGAUCUUCUGCUUGUGGCCUUUCCUAUUCCCCUGAUCAUGAUGACUCACAUGUCUGCGAAACGCAAAGCCUCACUCGUUAUCCUUUUUGCCUUAUCCUUGAUCCUCGUCGGCAUAACCUGCUACCGCGUACCCUCUGUGAUCGGUCAUAAAGGGUCCCAGCAAUACCGAUCUCUUCUGGCGUCUCUAGAGAUCCUCGCUGCCACGGCGGUUUCCAAUGCCAUAGUCAUUGGGUCCUUCGUGCGAGACAAAGGCGUGAAGAAAGCCAAGUUCAAAAAGGCAAUUGGAUCUGCCUCCGUUAGCGAGAGCAUGGAUCACAGCUCGGUUCGUCGUACAACGAUCACGCACCACCACUGGGGCAGUGACUCCGACCUAGCAGGAGAUCUGGGCAUGCGUUUGCACCCUGACCUGGUUUCUUCCGACCACAAGCUGCCUCGGCCAGCCCCUGUGGUUGCUCCCUGUGAGCCCUUAACAGCCCGUACGGGUACCCUUAAUCCAAACUGGUCGUUCAACCGUCAUGCCUCUGCUACCGAUGACGACCGAUCCUCUACCACAGGUAGUCUUGAUAUCAAAGUGAGUCCACACGAGUAUCUUCCAACCAAUACAACACCGCGCAAAGCGUCGGGCGACACCGUCCCGAGCUCACCCGGCCGAGUUUCCAUGUUCGACGUUGGCGGUCUUCUGGAUCCUUCACCAAGGAGCAGCCCCCCUCCGACUUCACAUAUGCAUUACCAAAUGCCUCCUGCCGGGCAACCGACCCGUGCACGCAGUGGAAGCACAGCUUUCCUUCAAGACGUUGGCGGUCUACUCUCCACCCGGACCUCAGGGACUGCUCCAAACACUUCACCGAACUUCUCACGACCUGGCGGUCUUCGUAGUAACUCCUAUGGCCGCCGACGAGGAUCCAGCGUGCAUUUUAGUGAUACGCCGGAGGCACCGGCUCCACCGUAUCGAUCCCAAUCCGAUGUAACUGCGCCUAUUCCUGAGGGAAGGGACGAUGUCGAACUUCAGGAUGUUGGGGGAUUAUUAUCAAAACAUUCAUGAAUAAUGACGGUAUAUACUAAACGAUAGUUGGAUGUAUAAAUAAGCUUCCUUUUCUUCUUCUGGGGGUUUCUUUUCACCCUUGUUU